This is a messenger RNA of Centrocercus urophasianus (Greater sage-grouse), 1798 nucleotides long. RefSeq names its product poly(U) binding splicing factor 60 (gene PUF60). NCBI's taxonomy places the organism in Eukaryota, Metazoa, Chordata, Aves, Galliformes, Phasianidae. The record is from RefSeq and is a predicted model, not a curated record. The transcript is spliced from 11 exons. Bases 70 to 1665 code for a protein of 531 amino acids. Gene Ontology annotation, biological process: alternative mRNA splicing, via spliceosome; regulation of alternative mRNA splicing, via spliceosome; mRNA splice site recognition. Gene Ontology annotation, molecular function: RNA binding. Gene Ontology annotation, cellular component: precatalytic spliceosome; catalytic step 2 spliceosome.
GUUAUCCCUCUGCGCGCUCCUGAAGGUUCUCGCGAGAGUUUCGUGCCGAUCGCCGACGGGGUGGACAAGAUGGCGGCCACAACUACCAUCUCCUUGGGUACAGAGUCCAUCAAGAUGGAAAAUGGUCAAAGCACAGCAGCCAAACUGGGGCUCCCCCCCCUCACACCCGAGCAGCAGGAGGCCCUCCAGAAGGCAAAGAAGUAUGCGAUGGAGCAGAGCAUCAAGAGUGUGCUGGUGAAGCAAACCAUCGCCCACCAGCAACAACAGCUAACCAACCUGCAGAUGGCAGCAGUGACAAUGGGCUUUGGAGAUCCUCUCUCACCUUUACAAUCGAUGGCAGCCCAGAGGCAGCGCGCCUUGGCCAUCAUGUGUCGUGUUUAUGUGGGCUCCAUAUACUAUGAGCUGGGAGAAGACACCAUUCGCCAGGCCUUUGCCCCGUUUGGACCUAUAAAAAGCAUUGAUAUGUCCUGGGACUCUGUUACCAUGAAGCACAAGGGGUUUGCCUUUGUGGAAUACGAGGUGCCUGAAGCUGCACAGCUGGCCUUGGAGCAGAUGAAUUCUGUCAUGCUGGGAGGAAGGAAUAUAAAGGUGGGGAGGCCGAGCAACAUAGGACAGGCACAGCCCAUCAUAGACCAACUGGCAGAAGAGGCACGGGCUUUCAACCGCAUCUACGUGGCUUCGGUACAUCAGGACCUGUCAGAUGAUGACAUCAAGAGCGUGUUUGAGGCCUUCGGAAAGAUCAAAUCCUGCACGCUAGCCAGGGAUCCCACAACAGGGAAACACAAAGGCUAUGGUUUCAUUGAAUAUGAGAAGGCGCAGUCUUCUCAAGAUGCUGUUUCCUCCAUGAACCUCUUUGACCUUGGGGGUCAAUAUCUCCGAGUUGGUAAAGCUGUGACUCCUCCGAUGCCUCUCCUGACACCUGCCACACCAGGGGGAUUGCCUCCAGCAGCAGCUGUUGCUGCUGCAGCUGCGACAGCAAAGAUCACAGCACAGGAAGCAGUGGCAGGAGCUGCAGUUCUUGGCACUUUGGCCACCCCUGGGCUCGUGUCCCCUGCACUGACCCUUGCACAGCCACUGGGGGCGUUGCCACAGGCUGUGAUGGCAGCACAGGCGCCGGGAGUCAUUACAGGUGUUACUCCUGCCCGCCCUCCCAUUCCCGUCACCAUUCCCCAGGUGGGAGUUGUGAAUCCCAUCCUGGCCAGUCCUCCGGCUCUGGGCCUGAUGGAGGUCAAGAAGGAGAAGGAAGAGGAGGAGGUGUUCCAGGAAUCCGAGAGGCCGGAGAUGCUGAGUGAGCAGGAGCACAUGAGCAUAUCUGGCAGCAGUGCCCGUCACAUGGUGAUGCAGAAGCUGCUUCGCAAACAGGAGUCCACUGUGAUGGUGCUUCGCAACAUGGUGGAUCCCAAGGACAUUGAUGAUGACCUGGAGGGAGAAGUGACGGAAGAAUGUGGCAAAUUUGGGGCUGUAAACAGGGUCAUCAUCUACCAGGAGAAGCAGGGAGAAGAGGAAGAUGCUGAGAUCAUCGUCAAGAUCUUCGUGGAGUUCUCCAUGGCCUCAGAGACUCACAAAGCCAUUCAGGCUCUGAACGGGCGCUGGUUUGCUGGCAGAAAGGUGGUGGCAGAGGUGUACGACCAGGAGAGGUUUGAUAACAGCGACCUGUCGGCAUGAACUCUGCAGGAAGGACUCGGCCCCUGUCCCCUCUGCCUGUCUGUUUUUUUAGCCAUGUGUAAAGAAUGCUCCCACGUGGGCACAGAUCUCUGUGAUGUACUCGUAGUUUGGAUAAAAGCACCAAGAAAGUUAA